Molecule: messenger RNA, 609 nt
Organism: Neltuma alba
Lineage: Eukaryota; Viridiplantae; Streptophyta; Magnoliopsida; Fabales; Fabaceae
Product: proline-, glutamic acid- and leucine-rich protein 1-like
Exons: 3
Coding region: 1-609 (202 amino acids)
Source: RefSeq, a predicted model, not a curated record
AUGAAAUUGAAUGUUGAGGGAGCUAAGAGCAAAGAGGAAGCUAAAGAAGAGGAUGAGGAUAUGCAAGAUCAGGAGAAGGAUGUGGCUAAGAAGGAUCUUAAAGUUGGUAAGAAGAAGGGGAGGAUCCACGAGGUUCGGUACAUGGAUGAUACUAUAGGUCACGAACUCAGUCAAGAUGAGUCAGGUGUUGAGGAAGAUGGGGAUGUAGAAGAAGAAGGUGAUGAGAAUGAUGAAAUGACUAUUGAAACAGUGCUAGAUAAGAAGAAAAGGAAUGGAUCAAAAACUGACAAAGAGGUUGUUAGUGAGCUGAAUAGUGAGAAAAAAAUUGAAGAAGGCGGCGAAGAACAAGGACAAAAUCCCUCUCACUUGCCCCCCAGUUGCGACUCCGAACUCUUCCCCUCCUCCCUCUGUCGAGAAAAAGAGAACGCCGAUGAAAGGAGGGAGUUGGACGCCUUUAAACCAGAAGCUAUGAGGGAAGCCAAUGAGGACGCAAGCUGCCGACAAGAACCAAAGAGGAGGAAAGCUGAGCCAGGGAAUAAGUACGCAACUAGAGGGAAGACGAGUUUGGGGAGCGAUGCAGAUAGAUCAGUGGAGAGGAGAGUAGAUUGA